This is a messenger RNA of Trichoplusia ni (cabbage looper), 6783 nucleotides long. Its product is annotated as peroxidase-like. The record is from RefSeq and is a predicted model, not a curated record. NCBI's taxonomy places the organism in Eukaryota, Metazoa, Arthropoda, Insecta, Lepidoptera, Noctuidae. The coding region runs from base 2835 to 5099 and encodes 754 amino acids. The transcript is spliced from 13 exons. Gene Ontology annotation, molecular function: heme binding; peroxidase activity. Gene Ontology annotation, biological process: response to oxidative stress.
CUGGAGUAUAGUUUUAUAGCUUGGUGCUAGUAAAACUGUAGACAAUAGAAUGACUAACAAAUCACUCUCUAAACAAAACGCGGUUUGGGGUCUUGUAAGAGCUUUAUCAACUUCCCAAAUAACACAAAAUAUCCUUAAAUGCACUUUAUGUACAGAUGCACAUAGUUUAUUUUUAUCGCUCUAAAUCGGUCCACGAGUGAACAUUCUCGACGAAUCGACCCACUGACUGAGGGAUCCAAACGGUCCUAACCUAUAUAUUGUAAUGUUUACAUAAUAAUCGGCGGCCAAAAAAGGGGUCAUUGCUCAGAGGGGACUCCGUAACAGUCAUUGACCUUAAAACAAAAUGCGGUGUGAAUUAGACAUAAGUUUCCCUUUUGUCAACAAUCCUCAUAUUCCUCAUGCUAAUUGUUUUAGUAAAUAUCGACCUAAAUAUACAAAAUAAGUAAUUGACUUUAUCACCAAUAAAAAGCGGACAAUAAAUAAAUUCACGACAAUUUUUUGCAAGGACAUGUUGAGGAAGGUAAGUUUUGUAUACAAUAUAAAGAUUAUUCAAAUAAUUCGGUAUAGCGAUAUCGGUAAACGUGUUUUUAAUCUGAAUUUAAAUAUCAAUACAAUGUCUUGAGAUUUUAGCUAUCUAUUUAAUUUCUACAAACAUAAGUGAUUAAUCUCACUCAGCUUAAUUGGUUAAAAUUUAAAAUUGCCGUUGGUUUUCUUAUAAUGAGGGAACAUAAUCACUGUCCUUUUUGGGAUCAUCCAAACUCACUCAAAAAUAUCAAAGGGCAAAAAGAGCAAAAAAUAUCAGGCUAACAGCCAGAUCAUCAUCAAUCUUCUUACAUGGGCACUAGCCUCCUUUUUGCUUAUGCCAUCCUCCUCCGUAUCUUGCCCGCAUGGAUCCUAUUCCCGUCACCUUUGUGCCAUCAUUCACAAUACUUAUCCACAUCCAUGCGUUAACGUCGGUUAAUACUUGGUUUCCGUUGUAUCGUAUACGUGUUUUGUCAUUGAUGGCGUAUGAGUUAGUAUCCUCAUACAGUAAACAUAUCGAUCAGUUUAAAAACAAUAUCCGCUAAAACGGCUGCUUUCCACCAAAACUGUUUUGAUGAUAACUUCUAGAGCAAUAUGGAAACUUUCCUAUUUAUAUAUCAGUAAUGUUUAAUUAGAAUUUAUGUGUUAAUCUUAUCGUAUGGUAUUGAUAGUACCUAGGUAUCUAUUGGCUAUUCAUUCAAUAUAAAUAUGGCAUUAUUGUGGCAGUUUAUCGGGACCUACUUUUUAUAUGUAUUGAUAACGAGAAUGUGUCUCGAUCUAGAAGCUUCAUGAGCUUUUUCAUAAUAUAUAAGCCAAACAUUUAAUAUUGCUCUUGCUGGCCGGUUCCUAUUUUAAUAGGCUUAAGUAUCCACGUUUAACAGUCAUUACGAUUUAAAGAACUAUGAGAGAGUAUUCAAAACUAUACCAUGUUUAUUGGAUAGUCCGAUUUCUGAAAAAAAAACGAUGUUUGUUUAGAAAACCAGUAGAAAGAAACGAAAACACUUUGUCGAAAUGUAAUACUGUGUUUACGUUGUGUACAAUACAACACACGCUUGACAUAGGACAGCUAGUGUACUGAAAAUUGUGGAUAAGGAUAAUAAUAAGGGGAUAUAUUUCUUCAAAUUUGUGAAAUAUUUGUCCUAAAUUCGUAUAAGAGUGUUCAGGGCUUCGAAACACUGAAUUACGAAUUAGGUAUAUUAUACGUACUGUUACAGCACAUAACUAGAUCUACUUUUUGUAAAUAGUCAAGCGUUCGUAUAUUAUUACGUAAAUAUAUUAUGUACCAAGUUAACAAAAAACGAAACGAAAAAGGAUCGGUCUGCACUGCAUCAUCCACUUUAGAGAUAUAACAAUAAAUACGUCAUGUUAACCUAAAUUGAAAGGGAUUAAGCGAUACCUACACUUUAUGGUCAUACUCAUGAGAUUAAUGCGCUUUUUAACUGCAUCCACUAGUGCAAAACAAACAAAGAAUGUAGUAAAAAGCUAAUACAAGAAUACACGCAAGGUUUCUUAUAAUGCUUCUAAAAAUAACCUAGUUUGUCCGGUUUACAAGCGAGUAUCUAUGAGACCAAUGGCCUGAAGCCAUCUACUUGAUACGGAUCAGCGGUCGUAGGAACUAGGGCUUAGUGCUUGCCUUAUGUAAGAUGGAGGAAUUCAGUAAUCUUUAUUUAAAGAGGAAGAAAAUAAUGCACAUUAAAUACUUUCUCAGGAAUACUGGUUUUCUGAUUUGAAAAGUUCUUAUAAGUGUGUACAAUAUUAUGUCUAUUGUUACUUUGUUUUUUCAGCUUCUUCUUCAAUUUAUGUGAAAUUCCUGUAUUCCAAACGUGCCCAAGUCUGAUAAUUUUAGUACUAGGUGAAGAUUUCCGAAAUCGUGGUUAAUUAUCAAUUUUAUUAUUGACCUAAAACGUUAAAUCGUUACCUUACAUUAUACGAUUACAUAAACAACAUAAAAUUACCUUAGAUUUGUCCAAGCUACUGUCAAAAGUCAAUGAAUUAUCAACAGGCGGGUAGAUUUGAUUUACCUUUCUCUUGAGUCUACUUCUUUUUAUCACUGCGCAGUUUCGUAACAAAUAAGUUCACUCUCAGUAAAUGUAUUUGCAAAUUAUAUAAAAUUACGUUGUUUUCCGAAGUGCUCAAAUAAUAUCGUGUCUACAUAAUAUUUUUAAUUUAAUCGUGCGUACUAUAGUAGUGCGUCGAAUAAACAAACAAUAUUCAGAUUUCUAGACAGUUUAUAUCGAUAAUAAACAAGGAUCUGUCAUUUGUUUGUUUGUCAGUGAUACUAGGAUUUAGAAAUACUCGUUAUAUUGGAAGAAAUGGCGAAGAUGGUGUUGCUUGGUGUAGUGCUGUGGGCGGGAGUUACAUUCGGAAGCCAUGUAGCUCCAUAUCCUCUUAACCUUAUUAUAUCAACUGAUAUCAGUCAUCCACCACCCAUGUAUGACUUUCCAUUUCCGAGUGCCGAAAUGUUAAGGAGAUUACCUGCAGUCACCGCCACGCAUACCAAUCGCUCUGUUCAGAUAAGCAAGUUUGAAGUUUCCAUGUUGGAAAGGCUUGAAUUGAAUUUGAAGUCUGCGGGAAUCACGCCCAAAACUGGGUCUGCUGCUCGUGGACUUGUUAUAGAUGGUUACGCUUCCGACGACGCCAUGCAUUAUGAAAAAUCUUCGAUGACAAUCACAAAGGCAUCGCAGAAUCUUGUUUACACGAGGUGCAGACGAUAUGGUUUGGCUAAUGAUGAGUGCGCGAGUUUUAUUAGCACUUUGAAUUUGCGUGAGAGUGAAUAUGGGCCAGAGUGUGCGGCUUUAGAACGUUUCACGUGUCACACUAAUAAGAUGUCAUCGAAGUACCGGACUUUUGAUGGAUCCUGUAAUAACCCUGUGCGGUCCUCCUGGGGACAGGCUCUUACUGGCUACAAACGGCUUCUGCACCCAAAAUACGCUGACGGCAUCGAAGAGCCCCGUCGUGCACUAAGUCACAAAGCAUUACCUUCUGCUCGCCUUGUCAGCACCAAACUAACGAGCAACCAGGACCUGCCUAACAACGAUAAAACAAUCGCUUUGGCUGUCUGGAGUCAAUUUGUUUAUCACGAUUUGGUUCACACUCCAGUUCGCAAGUCGAUCCACACAAACCAAGCCAUCCGUUGCUGCGACGAGGGCUUCCCCCUCACACCGCGCUACAUCCACCCCAGCUGUAUGCCGAUCUCCGUGCCCCAUGACGACGCUUUCUACAAGAAAAAGUACGUCACCUGUAUGGAAUACACACGUUCCAUCACGACUUACCGAGGGGACUGCACUUUUGGAGCUUCGGAACAGAUGAACCAAGCCACUCACUUCCUCGAUGGAUCAAACAUCUAUGGCUCAAACAGUAGGGAUGCCGCAGCCCUUCGUGAGAAAUCUGGUGGACUUCUGAAGACUACCAACAUUGAUGACGAGGAGCAUUUGCCUCUAGCUGCCAACCCUACUGAGAAGUGUCUUGUCGGCAGCUCGACUGAAACGUGUUUCAAUGCUGGUGAUGCUCGAGCCAACACACACCCCUGGAUGGCGAGCAUGUAUGCUGUUUGGGUGAGGGAACACAACCGCGUUGCUCGUGGUUUGGCAAAUCUGAACCCUGGAUGGAACUCCGACCGUCUUUACCAUGAAGCCCGAAGGAUUGUAGUGGCUGAACUCCAGCACAUUACCUACAAGAGCUGGCUGCCUACACUAACUGGAAGGGCAUUCGAAGAGCUGUAUGAGAGCUACGACCUCGGUUACAACUCGGACAUUGACCCCACCAUCACCAAUCCCUUUGCGACCGCCGGCUUCCACUUCGUCAACAGCCUCUUGGACCAGGACAUCCAAAUGAUCGAUGACAACAACAAUGUGACGUCACAGCGACUCCAUCAUAACUACUUCAAGCCUGAGAUCGUUGCAAAGAACGGCGGCCUGAAGCAAAUUUUGAAGGGCAUGGUCAACCAGAACAGCCAACAAUUGGACUUGAACUACGAUGAUGACCUUCGUCAUCAAUGGUUGGGUGAACUGGACGUUUUGGCGAUUGAUGUUCAGCGCGGUCGCGACCACGGUCUCCCUGGCUACACACAGUACCGAGCCCUUUGCGGUCUGCCAGCUGUUAGCAGCUUCCAACAAAUGACUGAUGUUAUACCACAAGAGACGGUCAACAAGCUAUCAGAGGUGUACGAGCAGCCUGGUGACAUCGACUUGGUGGUCGGUCUGAUGGCAGAAACACCUGUUCAAAACUCUCUUCUUGGGCCCACUGCUAUUUGUUUGAUAAAGGAACAGCUAUGGCGCACAAAGACUGGAGACAGAUACUUCUACAGCCACCAAGAGGAAGCCGGCAAGUUCACCAAGAGGCAGCUCACCGAACUGAAGCGCGCUUCCCUCGCGAGGAUAAUGUGUGACAACGCACCUUUCACUCAGAUCCAGAGGGAUGUUUUUGAACCUGUUUCUGAAAGUAAUCCGUUGGUUUCAUGCGAGGAGAUUAAGAGGGUGAAUUUGGAAGCCUGGCAAGACCCAGCUCAGCAACCUGACAUUCUGACGCGCACAAACAAAUGGAUCAAGAAUAAAGUCGGCAGCAACUCCACCAAGUAGUUACUCGUACUUAUCAUAAGUAAACUAUUCGUUAAGCUACAGUGCAAGUUAAAUAAAAUAUUUAGUUUUAAGUGUUAGUGCUUUUGUCAUUUGACGAAUACUUAUUUAAAUACUCGAAGUUAUUGAACAUAUUUCAACAAACAAGUAUGAAAUUGUAGUUAUAUCCAUAGAGUAGUUACGAAUUUAGCAAAUGAAUUAAGACUGUUUUAACUUGCACGGUAGAUAUUAUGUUAAGCAUAGUCGAGCGUUUCAGUAUUUCGUGUGAUUGUGACAGUAUGUUAGCAUAGUUGUAGUUUGUAUCCACGUUCCUCGAUACGAAAGCUAAAGAGUAUUUAGUUAUAUGACUCUUAUAGACCAAUCGUGUGUCUUCUAUACAUUGAGAUUUUUAAAGGAGACGGGUUUGGUCGUAUCUGCCUGUCUUGUGAACGUACCGUGUCGUACAGUGGCUGUGAUAAGCGGACGCUAGUCCACUGCAAAGAGAAAGGUCUCGAAUUUGAGACUUGAUUUUGGGAUCGUCAUUCUUGUGAUCCAUAUGUUAAAAGAUCCAAGAAUUGUUUGUUAUAGUGAAAACAGCAUUUUAAUAGUACGAUAUUUGUAUCUAAAUUGCCUUUAAUUUAGGAUUUAGAAAGAAAUUGUUGCCAGGGUUCUUGUGUAUAGCGAUCAUAAACCGUUGGUUUGUAACACCAAACAGAUGGAAUCUUGGCUAAUGGUUGUGGUAACGAUAUAAGAUCAAUAUUUAAGCGUCGGAACAUUCGUUUGGCUUGUCAACGCGAUUGAUUCAUGUACUUGUGAAGUUGUAACUUAAGCAUUGCCCGACUCUGUCCAAAUAAGGAAUUUGCUUUUGGCUUCAGAGGCUAACCAGUUCAUACUGAGAUUUAUUAUUGCCAGGCAAUUAUCAUUAUUUUGACCGUCUUCGGGUUUUAACAACUCAUGCUUGGUUGUAUAUCAACUCAAAUGUUUUGCUCCCAGUAUUUUAUUGCAUCCUACGUUUCAAUCUUUGUUUUCUAUUCCUGUUAUCUUGUCUUGUUUUCGAGUCAUUUUCUCUUUUGAAUUCUUAUGUUAAUAGUUUUAAGUUUUCUGGCACAUAUUGAUCAAAUUGCUAUUGUUCGCAAUGGAAAUAAAGUAAAAUAGUGUAAUGACAGAAUGAAAGUAUGUGCCAUCAAUGCCAAAGACUGGAAUGCAACUGACAGCGGCUAGCGAUUUAGAUAUUUUUGAUAAAUUACAUCGACAUGUAAUAAAUUUGAAAUGAUGCUAUAAUGCCUUUUAUUAUGAAAUAUUUUUAAAUGCUCUACUUAGUGAUAAGGGUUUUGUUAAGAAGUCUAAAGAUUUUCGAAAAGUUGUGUUUAGACUAAAUUAUAAAUAGUUGUGUUUGAUUGGCUCAAAAGUACUUACAUGUAAAAGUUAAUAAUGACCCAUAGCUUAGCCUCUAAUAGCACAAAGUAUUGAGCAUUUUAGAAACUUGUUAACAUUGUUAUCGAUGACAUUAUUGUAUUUUAGUCACAAAUUAAUUUAAAUUCCACCAUUUUCAUUGCAAUAUUAUUAAAGCAGUUCUUUUCAACAUUUUUCCUUUUUUCAUAAUGUUUUUUGUCUUAUUUGAUCAAACAAUUUGUUAUUUUCAUAUUGGAAUGAACUCAUUAUAAUCUAUAUGCGCUUUUAUACCUUAAUAAACUUAUUUACUGCCUAA